AAAUAAUUACCAUAACGCGUUUGACUCCACCCACUUGCUGUUUGGAUGUUUCCGUCGCUGGAGGAAUACAGUUAUGCAGGAUCGUGGGGAGAAUAAUGUCUAAAAUUGACAUUCUUAAAACACUAUUGGAUCAUGAGCAUUUGUCAUAUUUGCUAAUAUAAUGGAUGGACAACUGUCACCAAUGAAGGAAUAGCGGAAGUGCUGUGAAUUCUCGUUAUUUAUUCUAAAACAUGGAACAAAGAGGAUGCAGGGCAUGGCGAGAUCCACGGCAGUGGGUCACCUACAUAGUUGCUUUGAUUUUCUUUUGGAUCGGAGCUUCAGCUCAGAUAAGAUACUCCAUCUCUGAAGAGCUUAAAGAAGGAACUGUCAUCGGGAAUGUAGCUAAGGAUUUGACAAUAGAUCUGAUCACCUUGAAGGAGAGGGGAUUUCGAAUCGUGUCUGGCUCGAAGGAGCCCCUUUUCCAGCUAAACCAGAAUGAUGGCAUCUUGUACGUGAACCGAAUAAUAGACCGAGAGGAGGUGUGUGAACGGAGCAGCGUGUGUUUGAUCAAUCUGAAAACCGUUCUAGAGAACCCGCUCGAGAUCCAUUAUGUCGCGGUGGAGGUGUUAGAUGUUAACGACCAUUCUCCCAGCUUUCCCGAGAAAGAGAAAAGGUUAGAGAUUUCAGAAUCUGCGUUACCAGGGGCGCGAUUUCAGCUACAAGCAGCUCGUGACCCAGACGGUGGGAUAUAUUCCGUUCAACAAUAUAAACUCAGUCAAAAUGAUAAUUUCCGUUUAGAGGUUAAAGAUCGAGGUGAGGACCGUAAAACCCCUAGUCUUAUUUUACAGAAACCACUGGAUAGAGAGGAUGUAAAGAGCCAUAUAUUGCUGCUCACAGCUAUUGAUGGAGGAAAACCUCCAAGAUCUGGAGACAUGAGAAUAACUGUAGAUGUAUCCGAUGUCAAUGAUAACCCCCCGGUUUUUACUGUAGAUUCAUACUCUGUAUUGCUGAAUGAAAACGCUAAUAUAGGAACAACAGUCAUACAGGUAAACGCCACUGAUCUGGACGAGGGUUCUAAUGGUGAAGUUGUCUAUUCAUUUGGUAGUGACGUGGAAGGAGAGGUCCUGGAAUGUUUUCAUUUAGACCCGAUUACUGGCGAAAUAAUUGUAACAGGACUUAUUGAUUUUGAAGAAAACAACAAGUAUGAGAUCGAUAUACAAGCGUCAGACAAAGGGGCAGCUACUUUGACAACAGACAAAACUGUAAUUAUUACAAUUGUGGAUGUCAACGAUAAUGCUCCUGAGAUUGAGGUGACAUCAUUCUCUAACUCAAUAUCAGAGGAUUCUAGACCCGGUACCACUGUAGCACUAAUCAGUGUUAAUGAUUUGGACUCUGGUCUCAAUGGGAAAGUUGUCUGUCUUCUAACCGAGGACAACCCUUUCAAAUUAACGUCGUCUUUACAAGAAAACAUGUACUCUGUAGUCACCAAGUCACCUCUGGAUAGGGAAAAACAGUCCGAAUAUGAUCUAACAAUAGUUGCUAAAGACUCAGGCCAGCCGUCCCUGUCAUCCGUAAAGACUAUUAGUGUUGUAGUAUCAGAUGUGAAUGACAACAGUCCAGAGUUUUCACUGAGCCCCUAUACUUUCUAUGUCACUGAGAAUAACCACCCAGGCGCCUCAGUAUUUUCAGUAAGUGCAUCUGAUCGUGACAUGAAUGAAAACGCACUUAUUUCAUAUCAUAUUCUGAGAGACGGGGGUGACGAUAAUAAAUGGGCAUCUUUCCUCAACAUAAAUUCAGAAAAUGGAAACAUUUUGGCGCUAAAAAGCUUUGACUUUGAAACUUUAAAAACAUUCAAAUUCCAGGUUGUAGCUACAGACUCUGGAAUUCCGUCAUUAAGCAGCAACGUCACAAUAGACGUGUUCAUUCUGGAUCAGAACGACAACGCUCCAGUGAUCUUGUAUCCAGUCAGCGCUAACGGUUCCGCUGAAGGUGUGGAGGAGAUUCCCCGCAAUGUGAACGCAGGCCAUUUGGUGACUAAAGUGAGAGCCUAUGACGCUGAUAUAGGAUAUAACGGCUGGUUAUUAUUUUCACUGCAGGAAGUUACUGACCACAGUCUCUUUGCUUUGGACCGUUAUACAGGACAGAUAAGGACACUUCGGUCAUUCACAGAGACAGACGAGGCUGAGCAUAAACUGGUCAUACUGGUAAAAGACAAUGGGAACGUUUCACUCUCAGCAACAGCUACUGUGAUUAUCAACGUUGUGGAGCCCAAAGAGGCUUUUGCAGCUUCUGAUGUUAAAAGCGCAGUAAAAGACGAGGAGGAGAACAGCAUUACAUUUUAUUUGAUCAUAACUUUGAUGUCAGUUUCAGCACUUUUUAUCAUCAGUAUCAUCGUGUUGAUUGUAAUGCAGUGCUCCAAAGCCCCAGUCGAUUCCUCCAAGUAUUUACAAGAUGUGAAUUACGACGGGACACUGUGCCACAGCAUCCAGUACCGAUCCGGAGACAAACGGUACAUGUUAGUUGGACCCAGAAUGAGUAUAGGUUCUACUAUAGUCCCGGGCAGCAAUGGGAAUACUCUAGUGGUACCCGAUCACACGAGGAGAGUUUCAGGAGAGGUAAGAAGUUGAAAACAACCUUGUAUUUCACUGUCAUCACGUACCCUCAAUUGAGGCUGAUUGUCGAGUAUCAUUUUUAGCCAUUUGUGAGUAUUUUAAAUAGGCCUGUUUUGU
Oncorhynchus tshawytscha (Chinook salmon) is the source of this 2708-nucleotide messenger RNA. Its product is annotated as protocadherin alpha-3-like. Gene Ontology annotation, molecular function: calcium ion binding. Gene Ontology annotation, biological process: homophilic cell-cell adhesion. Lineage: Eukaryota; Metazoa; Chordata; Actinopteri; Salmoniformes; Salmonidae. The record is from RefSeq and is a predicted model, not a curated record. Bases 231 to 2606 code for a protein of 791 amino acids. Gene Ontology annotation, cellular component: plasma membrane. The transcript has a single exon.